CUGCGUCUGGUCGGCAUCAAUAAAUUCACAAGUAAAAUCCCUUGACCACAGUCACAGGAUCGUGCGACUUGGCGUACGAUUAGUUGAUGAACCAGAUAGCUUGGUUUAAAUUUAGUGUCUAACCUACUUACAAUUAGUCCACCUUAAAGCAAUAAUUUGUGCGCAGACUUAUAUGCAAACCCUGAAAUGACGUAGUCGCGCAAUUUCGCGCUUUUAAAAUAUUUAGAAUAGAAUAUCGAUAAAAUUAAUGAUGAAAAUAUAAAGUAAUUUUUUUCAGGUAUCGAUAAAACUCUUUUCACGAGGGUCAUUGUUUCUUAUUUUUGUAAAACUGCGAAUUCGAUUGUUAGGUUUUUAAAAAUUAAAUUAAAACCUGAUUAGGUGAAUGGGUUUGAUAUUUAACUUAGAUUAGUAAUUACACUAACUUAAAGACACAAGGGUUGCGAUAGCAUAGGAUUUCGGUAUAACUCUGAGUAGGGGAAAGUAUAAAUUCUAGGUCAAGGACGAUAGUCCUUCCCCUUUAUUUCCGUUUAUACAAUGCCGAAGUUGCGUAGAGUUCUACAUAAUGUAUAGCUGGAUGUCAAGUCAAGACCCUCGUUGGUGGUAUUUCGCCAUAUCUCAAAGUAUAGGAUGACUAAACUAACUACAGUGAAACACAUAUUAACUCCAAAACUACCUUUGCUUUGCCACUGCGCAGCAUAUAUACAUACGUACUACAUAAAAUAUCUGCACCUUCUAAAUGGUUCAGGUGCUCCAGUCACGCCAUAAGGUUUGCCGGUGCAAGACGCUUCAAUUUUCUUGUCUUUGCGACAAUAGAAAGAAAGAAAAAGAAAAGAAAUACUUAUACAAUUUCGUAGGGCUAUAAACUAGAAAACUAAAUACGAUAUAACAACCACAAUUCAACGUAAUCUUAAUUAAAAAAAAUCAACGCAGGCGCCGAUUAAAAUAAAUUUUCAUACAAUAAUGCGAUGGGUGAGACUAAAAAAAAGGACAAGCCAACUAAAAGACGCAGGCAGCUCUGUGGGCUCGGCAAGUCCUCGUCUGACUCUGAGAUAGCGAAAGGGAAGGGUUUAAAAAAGGAGCGAUGGCCAUUCCCCCAGAGUCUUACGGUGGACGAGCUCGCUCGUUAUCGUCGAAGAAAGAUUCAAGGUCGUCCCAAGGACAGUUUAUGCAGAACGGAAGGAUCCCUCGGGAACAUCAUCACGGAGUAUCGAAGAGCGUUUCGUGCUAGCAGCGAGGACGUUUCAAAGUUUCAGAGGGACAGAUUACCUGCGGUUCGAUCGGAGAAGCGUUUGAAAGGACUAGAUGAUGGGAGUCUUGAAACGAAAUUUUUACUCGACGAAGAACAACGUCCGACUUGGGGAAUCGAAACGAGAGCGAUAAAGGAUCGGACGAAGAUCAGAGGGACGGCUGGUAAUUUUCACAUAGCGGAUCCCAACGAUUCGGUCAUGGAAUCGACGACCGAAAGCUCGAGAUUCAUACCCCAUUUAAACGCUCCUGGUCGUCCACCGCUGAUAAGGAGGGGUACGAGUAUAAAACGUGAGGGAAAAUUCAGCGGCGAUACUGAACAGCUGUCUCGUUACGUGGCCCACGAGGGUAAUCAUCGGGCGGAAUUAGCGAGGCGACCCACAUCCCUAAAAAUGGAAGGUGAUAUGACCACGACCUCGGAGAAUUGCGAGAAAUUUAUCGAAUGGCUAAACGUGAGCCGACCGGAAUUAGUCAGACUACCGACCCACCUGAAAUUGGAAGGUGAUCUCGAAACGUCGACGGAAAAUCACGAGAAAUAUGUCCCAUUCGUAGGGGCGCGAAGACCCGAAUUACUGAGGCAAAACGCUAAUUUAAAAAUGGAAGGAGAGUCGAGGUACCUACCGGAAUACUCGGAGGUAUUUAAGGACCACAAUGUCAGAGGUAGGAAUAUCAAGGCAGAUCAGCAAUUGUUACCCCCGAUAUCGAUGCACAUUUUAAUCGUAGGUAGAAGAAUGCCGAGAAAACCAGAAACUCAUCUAAGAACGGAGGGUAAUUUUUACAACACGACCGAAACGUCGGAGCAAUUCGUCGAUCCGCGAAUUUUGGACGUCAAUUCUGUUAGCGGCGUUCAAAAAUUAGACUCCGAAGGUGAGGAGGAAUCGGCUGAGAAUUUGGAAGGAAACGUGGAUAACGAUUUCGUGGAACGUCUCGGGAUGGAUAACGACGACCUCAAAGGACCGCCGCUCGAAAUUCCGGAGUACAGAGAUGCGUUCAAGGACUUUCCGAGAGAAAGACCCAAACUGAUGAAACCCGGUGAUGAAAUCGGCAGAUCCGACGGUUCUAAAAUUCCGUCGUCACCGGCGCGGUCCAAAUUCAAUACAAAAAUCGACAUGGAUCCGGAAUACAAGUCGAAAUUCUUGGAUUUUGCCAAGGAAUCUCCCGUCUACCGGAAACCGCCUCUGGCUCUGCGUCCCUCGGGUCCAGCGGGCAACCUGAGUUACUGCAACAGUCUGGAUAGGUUGAGCAGCAGAAAUUUAAACGGUUUCAAUCCGUCCCGAAGCGGUCAAAGAUCGGCGGUUUCGGGAGCAGGAAAUGUAUCGAGAUUUUACGAGGCUACGAGUGAAGUAAAAUCCCAGUACGUUCCGUACGGAAAUAUACCGAGGGUGGAAUCUAUAAAGAUGCCGGCCAAUUUACAACUCGAAGGUAACAUCGACCUCCAACCGGAAUACAGAAAUGCAUAUUGCACGAAAAGAAGUUAUCACGUACCUUCCGGAGGCGAACCUAGGAUGCAUCGUAGACGCGAAAGGAGCUCCAGCGAAUCCAGGCGCAGGGAUAAUUACUGGACGGAUAAUAACAACCGUGAAAAUUUCGGGCGCAUCAACGCCGGCGAGGAUCAAGACGCGUUCCAGAUCCUGAACACCAGAGUUCACGAGGACAGCGUCGUCGGGAAACCUCCUUCUGGAACGAGACGUACGUCGCUCGUCCAGCGUUCGACGAGUCAUGCGGAUGUGUCGGCCGUCGAGGAUCCUUCGCUCCUUAGAAAACGUUCGCCGAGUCCUACGUAUCGUUUGCACGUGUGCAACGUCGACGACGAGCCCAGAGGGUUCGGUCGAGGUAAUCAAAAGCAGUCGAACGAAUCGCGUGGCUCUGCGGGGAGACCUUCGGAUUUCAAUAAUCUGAAUAACAACGACACAGAUAAUUACGUCAGAAGAUCCUACUCGCCGAGUUUCGGAAGAGCGUCCGGCAUGGAUCCGACUUCCAAGUCCUUCGUGGUGCUCGACAACGAAAAUCGUCAAAAGAAGGGAAGUGCAGUCGGACGGGAACCAGCGGGUAUCAGAUACGGACCAACGGUGGAUUACAGUCACAGGAGAAAUCGAAUUCCGCCUAGUGGAAACAAUAAUAAAAACUUUAAUAACAUUCCCGGAAAUACAAAUGAUCGGGAUAUUAGACCAAGAAAUAGAACACCACCGAACUGGAUGCGACCCUGGUACGACAGCGCUGGCGAAUGAAUUUCUAGAAAUGAUUUUCUUCUCGUUUAAUUUUCGUAUAUUUUCAAUUAGAAGAAUGAAAGUUUUUACACGUACCACGUCCUUUUUCUCAACGCUGAUUUAACUCUUGACUUUCCUAUAUGAUCGCUGCGUAAGUGCCAAAUAGGGAAAAAGUUGUUCUAUCUUCAUGAAAGAAGACUUCGUCAACUCGAUAUUAUCUGGAAAAUAAAUAUUAACAUUUUAAUUUUAUUCUCUUCUCGCAUACCUAUACACACAUGAAAAUCGAAUAGGCAUGAGAAGUAAAAAAAUCCAUUUUAACAAUUGGAUAACAGUUUAUCAAAUUAUAGAAAAUGAAAGAAGAAAAAAUAUAUGCUUAUUAUACUUAUAUACUCAGAAGCAGGUAUGUAGAUACUUGGGUAGAGAUUUUUUAGAAGCUUUUACAUAGCUGAUAGACUGUUGUUUUAGUCUAAAAAUAUACGUACAUAUAGUAUAUUUUAAUCCGAUUAUAAAGCCUGAUACUUCCAUACAUAAAUUUAUAACAGAUAUUCGCAAUAAGAAUCCAUGAAAAAGAAAGUGAAGAAAAGAAAGGAUUUGAAACCGCAACAAAAGAAAUAUUAUACUGCCAACAUUAAACAUAAAUGAGUAGACAAUAUUAAGUGAGAGAAAGGCCAUAAUUAAAUUUCGCGUCAACAUAUUAGCUGUGGAUCUAGAAUAUUAUAGAUUUUUGUUAUUUUUUAAUCGUUAGAUAUUUAUUACCAUAUAGUAUAUCGUAUGUAUCAUUAUUAUAGCAUGCUUAUUUAUUUAUAGCAGAUAAUUAUACAUGCUAUAAAAAAUCUCAUUGAUAAAUCUGUUACGUUAUCUGAUAUAAUUGUUGUGAAAAAAGAGAAAUAAAUAAAUGAAAUUUUAGAAUUAGCUAGUCGCAGAAUAUUAAUAAUUAUUUUGAAAACUCGAAUUCGUCGUAGUAGAUUCAAUUGCCAAUGAUCAGGCGCAGACGUUGUUGCUUUACGAGCGAUACAGCUGCGGUUGUUUAUCAACGAUUUGCAUGAUCAUAUCGUCACGUAUGUGUAAAGAAAAAAAAAUCCGGAAAGCUCGAUACGAGAUUUUAAUGCGACAAAGAAUUUCAUUUCAAGGUUUUUUCCAGAGGGGAUAUCAACAAUGGCACGCCUCAUAUUCAUCUGUCAACGUAGAGGACUUGUGCAUUAUUUCUUUGCGAAUGCACUUAUUGUUGGUCGAUUUUUGCGGUAAUUUAUAAUUAUUUUUGUUGUCACCCAAGAAACUUGGUUGGAGCCGCUCCUGAGAUCUCUGGAAGUACAACACAAGCACAUUCGCAUAGAUACACACUUUUAAAAUCCAUUGCCACUCAGCUGCUGUUAAACUUCUAUACAUGGAAGGUUUUAAAGCAGGCAGACCGCGCACACACAGACGACAUUUAUUAAAGCGGGGCAGCCAGAUUGUUCAGCGGAUCUCGAAUCACUUGCUAGAUUGAUAUUUUCCAUACAUUAUUUAGGCUAACGUUUCACGGUGUAGAUCUACACAUCUAAGAGUUAAGUGUAUCUAACAACGUUGUCAGCAAUCUAAGAACAGUGUG
Messenger RNA from Athalia rosae (coleseed sawfly), 5040 nucleotides. RefSeq lists its product as uncharacterized. The coding region runs from base 966 to 3473 and encodes 835 amino acids. The record is from RefSeq and is a predicted model, not a curated record. Lineage: Eukaryota; Metazoa; Arthropoda; Insecta; Hymenoptera; Athaliidae. The transcript has 6 exons.